GAUGAUUUUCCAGUUUUCGAUCCAAGUUCAUGCAACGAAAAAUGUAAAGAGAGAAUGAAAAUAAUUACAAAAUUCACUUUUUCGAUGGAAGGAAAACUUAUUUCAAACUACUUUGACGAUUGCAAAAUGGUAUCUGAUCAAAAGGCCUCAGGUUGCUCAGUUUCUGAAUAUUACUGGUGUCUCAAUGGAAAUACAUUAACCCCAAAUGCAAAAUAUAUGAAUAUCGGCUUUGUUGAUGGAAAAGUAGUUAGGCUAUGUGAU
Dictyostelium purpureum is the source of this 261-nucleotide messenger RNA. RefSeq lists its product as uncharacterized. NCBI's taxonomy places the organism in Eukaryota, Evosea, Eumycetozoa, Dictyosteliales, Dictyosteliaceae. The annotation marks the transcript as partial. The record is from RefSeq and is a predicted model, not a curated record. The transcript has a single exon.